Zootermopsis nevadensis is the source of this 541-nucleotide messenger RNA. Lineage: Eukaryota; Metazoa; Arthropoda; Insecta; Blattodea; Termopsidae. The record is from RefSeq and is a predicted model, not a curated record.
AGGUGGCGCCUAUGAAUGAAAUCAGAUUGGCUUUAGGUUUGGCAGUUCUGCGAGGUUCAGUGUACGCCAUGGGCGGUCGAGAUGAUGAUCAGAUUCACAGAACGGCGGAAAGAUACGACUGCAAGGCGAACCAGUGGUCGUGGAUCGCUCCCAUGAACACAAAACGAUACGGUGGAGGUGCGGCUGUACUGAAUGACAAAAUAUACGUCGCUGGUGGAAGUAAUAUUGAGAAUUUUCUAAACUCGGUGGAAGUUUAUGACCCAGACACCGACCAAUGGACGUUCGUUGCACCAAUGCUUUCUGGACGUGACUAUUUUUCUUUCGUCGAGUUCCACGGCUGUCUGUACGCCCUAGGAGGAGGCCUUCUCAGUAGCGAACAGUACGAUCCUGCAGAAGACACGUGGAUCGAAAUCCCUGACAUGGACAGCUAUUCAAGUUGCGCAGAAGUGAUGGACGAUAUGAUCUUCGUCAUCUAUGAUUAUUUUAACCAGAACGACUUCUACCCCCACGUCAUAUGUUUCAAUGGCAAGGAAAAUCGAUG